AUGGCCGCCCCUAGCGCUGCAACUGCAGUCGCGCUGGGCGAGACUGGGUCGAGUGACGCCAGGGCAGCGCAGAGCGGGCGAAAGCUCACAGGCCGGUUUUUGCACAUCACAGACUUCCACCCUGACCCGUUUUACAAGACGUAUUCGAGCACCACAGCUGAGGCAGCAUGUCACCGACAUCAAGGACCGGCAGGCAUCUACGGCGCAGAGACGUCAGGAUGCGAUUCACCGUUUUCGCUAGUCAAUGAGACGUUUAGUUGGAUUAAGGACAAUGUCAAGGACGAUAUCGACUUUGUAAUCUGGACGGGCGACUCGGCGCGACACGACAAUGAUGAGAAUCAUGCGCGUACGCAGAAGCAGAUCAUCAGGCAGAAUGAGUUCCUGGUUGAAAAGUUCAGAGAGGUAUUUGGCGUGUCUGAUAAGGACCGCAGAGGAGUCAACGACUAUGUGAUCCCCAUCGUGCCAACAUUUGGCAACAACGACAUCAUGCCGCACAAUAUCUUCCUCCAGGGACCAAACAAGUGGACAAUGAAGUACCUGGACAUCUGGCGCAGCUUCAUCCCAGAAGCGCAAAGGCAUCAGUUUCAGCAGGGAGGCUGGUUCUCGGUCGAGGUCAUUCCAGAGAAGCUGGCUGUAAUAAGCUUGAACACGAUCUACUUCUUCACCUCCAACCCCGGCGUCGACGGCUGCGCGAACAAGCACGAACCGGGCUACGAACACAUGGAAUGGCUGCGCAUUCAGCUUAAGAUCAUGCGCGAACGCGGCGUAAAAGCCAUCCUCAUGGGUCACGUCCCACCUGCGCGAGUCGACGGCAAGGAGAGCUGGGACGAGACGUGCUGGCAGAAGUACGCCCUCUGGGUGCAGCAGUACCGAGACGUGAUUGUAGGGUCUCUUUACGGACACAUGAACAUCGAUCACUUCAUGCUUCAGGAUUUCGCGCAAAUCGACGACCAAACAAAGAAGGGCGACAUGGCUGCUCAGAUUCGGGCUAAGGGCGUCGAUAGCGAGAUUAGGCUGCUUGAAGAUGGCGAAGUCACGGUGGCAUCAGCUUCUGACUAUCUGCUUAGCCUCCGGGACUUCUGGGCACGACUCCCAUCGCCUCUCACGGAUUCGAAUUGCAAGUCGCGAACAAAGUCGGGUAUUUGGGACGAAGAGGAAGAAGACGACAGCUCUGUCUGGGAGUGGCUGAUGUCCAAAAUCUCUAGCUCAAGAGAACACAAGAACGUUGGAAAGAGCGCGAAGAAGAAGUACCUCGAGAAGAUCGGGGGAAAGUACGCACAACGCUACAGCGCAUCGCUCGUCUCGCCAAGCGUAGUCCCGAACUACUACCCCACCCUCCGCAUCAUCGAGUACAACAUCACCGGUCUUGAGCACCUCCACGUUCACGGCACUCCUGGUAAGACUCCUGCUGAGUUUCCGGGCGAUCAGCAACCCUUUUUCAAGCACGACUUUUCAGAUGAUGAUGGGUACAAAAGGGAAAUUGGUGCCCUGGUCAGGAGGAAAGAGAAGCAGAAGAACCAGGAAAGAAUUUCUAAGCACUCGAAGAAGUUCCGCUUCAAGAUUCCGGAAGGACCCUCCAAAUCUGCCCCACCUGGUCCUGCGUACUCCCCUCAGGUCUUCACCUGGACUCGCUACACUCAGUACUUCGCCAACUUGACGCGCAUCAACAAUGACUUUUUCGAUCCCCAACGCCACCAAUUCGACGUCGAUGGUGAACCUACCUCCAAGAACGAUCUAGCUCCUCGUACAAUCUUUGGUCUUCAAGUCAGCGAAAACGGCGAAAUCGAAGGCAAGGGCUGGAAAGAGGGCAAGCACGGAAAGCACAAUGGAAAACAUCCACGACCUGAGCCGCAUCCGAAAGAGUUCGUGUACGAAGUCGAGUAUGAUACAAAGGACAAGAAGUUCCCUGACCUCACCGUGAGAAGGUGGGUUGAGUAUGCAAGGAAAAUUGGAGGCAGCGGCGCGAAGGCUGCGGACGUCGCUGACUACGAAGAAGAGGACGUCGACGAGUUCAAGGUUGAUGUAGAGGAGAUAGACGAAGAUGAGCUCGAAGCAGAGGGCAAGAAGCACAAGAAACACAAGAAGGGGAAGAAGCAUCGCAAGGCGUCGAAGGAGUGGUUUACGUUCGUGAAGCGCGCGUUUGUCGGCACUAUGGAUUCCCAUGAAAUCAAGGAGGUGUUUGGGCAAGCAGCACCAGCAGUGGAGAAGGUGCAAGAGGAAGUCAUGGAGUUGUGA
Molecule: messenger RNA, 2235 nt
Organism: Macroventuria anomochaeta
Lineage: Eukaryota; Fungi; Ascomycota; Dothideomycetes; Pleosporales; Didymellaceae
Product: Endopolyphosphatase
Exons: 3
Coding region: 1-2235 (744 amino acids)
Biological process (GO): polyphosphate catabolic process
Cellular component (GO): fungal-type vacuole; membrane
Molecular function (GO): exopolyphosphatase activity; endopolyphosphatase activity
Source: RefSeq, a predicted model, not a curated record